UCUACUUUCAUGAUAUCGCGUAACCAUUGGCACUAGCUAUAGAAUUUGGCCGAUGGCGGCUGUCAACUGGUGGGUCUCUGCUUUUCGAACAGGGGUUCCUAGUCAAAUAUCAGAAUAUUCAACGAUCCCUUCUCUUGGAAACUUUAUUGGAUUAGUAAUAUUUAUUGGAGUAACUCUUAUUUGCACGUUAACGAGUAAAGAAAUAAUGGGCGAACAACCAAUUUUCUCGUGCAAGGCGCACGUAUUUCAUAUCGAUCCUAAAACUAAACGUUCAUGGGUAUCUGCCUCGACAGCUGCAGUUUCUGUCUCUUUUUUUUAUGAUUCGACUAGAAGCCUUUAUAGAAUAAUAUCUGUAGAAGGAUCUAAGGCAGUAAUAAACAGCACUAUUACACCAAACAUGACAUUUACAAAAACCUCACAAAAAUUUGGUCAAUGGUCUGAUGUCAGGGCUAAUACUGUAUAUGGUUUAGGAUUCUCCUCUGAAGCAGAGUUAGGCAAGUUUAUUGAAAAAUUUCAUGAAGUGAAAGAAGCGACUAAAUUAGCGAAUGCUAAGCUACAAUCAAACAGCUCGUCGGUCACGCCAGCCACUAGUGCAAAUGUUAGUCCAAUUACAUCGAGAUCAGGGAUGCCUUCUUCGGAGCAGGAUCUUAUAGAUCCACCAAAUUCUUCGAUGAUCAACUCUAAUGUGUCGGCAUCGAAUAAUCCUAAUCCAAAUGCAAACAUGAUCUCUGCUCAAAACAGUGUAUCUUUGGUAAGCAGCAGUCCCUUACCUGGCAGUUGUCAAAAUAAAACGGACGAUGAAUUGAAAAAUGCAGUCCAUUCAAGAUCACAAAGUGUUUCUCAGCAGAAUACAGAAAGCCCACAGCACCAAGGGAAAUCAAUCCAACUUGGUUCGACGCAAGCAGGACAGUCGGCAGAGAUGCAGCUGAAAUAUGAAAAUGACAGGUUGAAGCUUGCUUUAGCUCAAAGUUCUGCUAAUGCCAAAAAAUGGGAGGUUGAAUUGGCUACUCUUAAAACAAACAACGCUAGAUUAACAAGCGCGCUCCAAGAAUCAACAGCUAAUGUGGAUGAGUGGAAGAGACAAUUACAGUUAUAUAAAGAAGAAAAUGCCAGGGUAAAAACAAAAUAUGCAGAGUUGGAAGCUGGAAAAAUAGCAGAAGGGAAUAGUGAAGCAUUGAGGCUAAGAGUGGAGGCACUGGAAAGUGAAUUAAGAAGUCGAAAUGAUGAAGUAAAGGCUCUUACUAUGGCUGCAAAAAACAAAGAUUUUGUGGCUCUUCAAAAAGAGAAUACCGAAUUGCGUGAUAUGUUAAACGUUGUCCAAGAACAAUUAGAACUUGCUUUAUGUGCGAAUAAAGUUCAGAAACAAAACUUGGAAACUUUGAAUGCCAGAUUAGCUGGAUUUAUACAAGACUUGGUAACCGUGCAUCGAGAAAUUACGAAUACCUUGCAAACUUAAGUUUGUUUGUAGAAUACCUAAGAGCACUGUUCUUAGGACUUUUGUAUCUACGGUAUAAGAGAAAUGUGCGAAUGAAUGACAUAAAAAUGAUACAAAGGGUGAAGUUCCAAAGGGGAGAAUAUGCGGUGAAUAAGAUUUUUUUUUAACAUUAGGACAAGAUGAAAGACAUUGUCUCGAAUUAUAAACGGUUUGACAACAAGCGAAUGGCUUGCUUUUUAGAUAUUUAUUUCGAGCUUAGUUAGCGAAAAGCAUCAUCUUUUUGAUGUUACUUAUUAUUGUUGUUACUGCUCUAUGACUAUUCUAAUUGUACAUAAAAACAUUUCUUCUAACUCUUCUUACUAAUCAUAUUUACAUGUAUGCAUACAUACUGUGUAUGCAUACUUGAAUGUUUUCUUCUUUUUUAUAUAUAUACAUAAAUAUUUGUUUGUUUUUAAACGAGCAUAAACUGAAGAUGCUUGAAUUUGAUAAAGAUAUUAUACUUGAUGUUUCUCUCGAAUAUUAUUUAGUGUAUCUUAACGGGAUAUGCCAUUUUGUUAUUUAUUAUUCAACUGUGUCGUUAAAUUAAACUAAAAACGUUUCUCUAAAUCCCACCCCUUUUUUCCAUAAAGUGGUGUAUGUAAUGAUCUGUGCUUUAAACUAAUUGUUACUAACACGACAUCACCACGUGAAUCACUCGAAUUCUAUCAUACUAUUACAUUUCAACAACACCUCCCAACUAUCAGCAUCCAAUUGAUUAAUGACGAGCAUUAUUACAAACACUAGAUUGUUACUAUUGCUAUGAUCACUGUCAUUACCAUUGUUACAACUACCUUCCAAAUACUAAUAUCUCCUAUUGCUGUUACUAAUACUGCUAUAAUUACUACUGCUUCUAUUAUUAUUACUAUUAAUAUUGGUAAUAUUGCAUUACUUACUUGGAGAUAAUAUUUACUAUAUUUAAAAAUAUAAAACAUAUCAAGAAUGUUAUCGACUGACAUGUUACGUGUUGUGCAUUGUCUCUUUUUGGAACUUGUGCCCUUUGAAACAGUAACAAAAAAAAAAAUACAGUUACCCAUGGACACGACUUAUGAAACAUGCACAAUUAACAUUAGUACUAUUUAGUCAUGAUCCAUUAUGUAGCAUAGCUAUUUAAUUCUAUUAUAAAUUAUAUCCAUAUUGUUCUAUUGUAUAGAAAUUUGCUUUAAAACAUUCGCGAGUGAAUCUCAAGUGCUCAGGAAUCUCAUUGAUUCAAGAGAUACGCGAUGCCAUUUAUAA
Molecule: messenger RNA, 2707 nt
Organism: Polistes canadensis
Lineage: Eukaryota; Metazoa; Arthropoda; Insecta; Hymenoptera; Vespidae
Gene: homer
Product: homer protein homolog 2
Exons: 6
Coding region: 53-1456 (467 amino acids)
Biological process (GO): regulation of store-operated calcium entry; G protein-coupled glutamate receptor signaling pathway
Cellular component (GO): cytoplasm; plasma membrane; dendrite
Molecular function (GO): G protein-coupled glutamate receptor binding
Source: RefSeq, a predicted model, not a curated record